AUGGAAAUGGCUGGCAAAGGGUUGUGUCACAAGGAGCGUGUUUGCCUUGGGUUGUGGAAACUUCGGCUGGCGCUGCUCAGCCCCCUCCUAACAGCUCCUUUUCCUUUUCUGCAGCUGCCGAUUCGAUGUCCUGACGUGUGAGCGUGUGAGCGUGGUUUUCAGGCCGCCCUAUGGCGUGGACGUGGUUGUGUGCCUCGUGGUCCAGAUCAAGUGCUCUUUGCUGUGAGUAAGAUGCAUCCCGGGUCGCUGGGCAGAUUUGGGAGACCCUUUGUUACCGAGAGUUGCAAAGACAAAACCGCAAAAGCCUUUGCGCCUGCUCUGCCCGGCUGCUCGCGCACGGCAGGACUCUCCCCUUGGCUGUGAGCUCUGUGGUUUGAGGACAGGGGGGUGCUGAUCUCUUGGCACCCCCUUCCCGUCCAAAAAAGCUCUUGCUGUUCCCUUGGCGCCUGCUGGGCGUAAGGGGCCAGUCUGUUCUGGCUGGGUGGGAAAGGGAACCCCAGAGGUGAAAAGGGGCAGAUCAACAAAGGCAAACCCGGCCUUCACCAGGGAAGUGAAGGAACAUCUCUACACGCCAAGAUGAAAUAUGCAGGAGAAUGAGUGAAAGGAAUAUAUGGCCUGGCUCAUGACAUCCUCUGUCUUGCAUUUAAGAGCGCUAAAGAAAAAUCGGAUGGGAGGGUGGCUCUCCAGAUGAUUUGUCAUUUCACAUCAUCCCCUGACAGCAUGGCUAAGGGCACAUAGGAACAUCGGGAGCUGCUUUUUGCCUGGUCAUCUAACUGCAUGCUGUUUGCGCUCUGGAUGGACCUUCAUAAUAUGGCCAUCGUUCUCUUCUUUCUCUUUCUCUUAAGGUCUUUCUUUUCUUUUCGUUCUUUCUUUCUGCCUUUGUUCUUUCCCCCCGAUUAAGUAGCUGUUUUGAUUCCUUAUAUUAUAAAAAGAUACUUUGCUGUGGGUUUGUAUUUUUGUAUAUCUUUGAAUAAGUAUCUCUAGCUAUAUCUAUCUAUCUAUCAUCUAUCUAUCUAUCUAUCUAUCUAUCUAUCAUCUAUCUAUCUAUCUAUCUAUCAUCUAUCUAUCAUCUCUCUCUCUCUCUCUCUCUCUCUCUCUCUCUCUCUGUCUCAUCUAUCUAUCAUCUAUCUAUCUAUCUGUCUAUCUAUCUAUCUAAGAAAUAUUGAGCAGAAGAGAAGGGAAUAAAAAAAUGUUUGAAGUUUCUUGCCUUUGUCUAGAGGAGCAUUUCUAAUGACAUUUUCCUGGCUUUUGCAUGCAAAUUAAACCGAAGAGUAAAAUUAGUGGCUAUAUUUUACAGAUUCCAUUUCCUUGAGCACUUAAAUAGGUUGCAAAUAUUGGCUUGUGUGUUUAACGGACAUGGAUAGUUCUGCACUCUUGACUCAAAUUAAACCCUUUAUAUAUAUAUAUUUUGGGGGGGGUAUUCUUUUGUAAUGUGGCGCCCUGUGCAAGCCCCAAAUUUGGCUGCCCCAAAUGGAUCUUCUCCAUUAUAGAUCUGCACAAUUCUGUGCCCCCUUGGCUGGGCACCCUGUGCGGAGGAACCACCGGCAAGGCCCUAAAUCUGAUUCUGCUCCAUUACUGGCAGUGGCUCUCCAGUCUUAUCUGAAGAUGCCAAUAUUUGAACCCAGGACCAUUUGUGUUCAGAGCGCACACCUGGCCACUGAGCCGUUCCUCGUCUGGGGUGGUGUUGGCGGCCAUAGUGCCCUCAUUUCGGCCUCGCCUCUCGAAUCAGGGCUGGAUAGCAGCUGACCUUCCUCUCCUCUCUGCUUAGGCUCACAGUGCGCGUCGCAUUUUGUGCUACCAUCCGGCUGGCGGUGGUACCUUUGGGGCUGAGCUUCGGCAGCUGCUCUUCGGAGUAUGUGGAAGUCAAAGUAGACCCACUGAUCAAGUAGGUGAUGCUCAGCUUCCUUUCCUUGGCGGGGGGACGGGACAGGCGGGGGUCGGUCGAGCGCCUCUCUUUCCCACAACCAGGGGAAAUGCCCUGAGCCAUCAAAGGUGUGUGAGAUUCCAGCCAAGUCUAUCACCAGAUCUAGGAUAGCAGCAUGUUCCACUGUGAAAGGACGUGUGGGUCCAGAAUUGGCCUCCUCAGUCAUUUACGGGCUCACUCUUAAAACCGUGUUUAUGGAAGACUCGGCUAGGAGGGAUCGCCCAAGAAGAAAGACCCGGGGAGGCAAAGGGCUACAGCUUCCAUGCAGGGGUGGAGUGCAUGAAAAUGCUGCCCAGGUGGGGUGUGCAAGGCGGUGUGGUGCGGAGGGAACCGGCUGCAGCAAUGGGGCAGGGGCUCACUCCCGCUCCCCAGUCCUGGAGAGGGCGCAGCAGUAUUGCAACCCAACCCUAACCCACUUUCUGCCAGAGCUGCUGGGCCGGCCGUGAGGAAGCAGGAUCAGAUCUUCACCCUCCAUGCUCUCCAGCACCCCCUGCUGGCAGGGCACAAGGGGGAUCUCUGCCGGGGGGCUGGUUCAGUUGCAAUUAUGGGAAGCGAUGCAUAAAUGAAAUAACAGAAUAUGAAUAACAACAGAAUAUGAAGAAAGGAAAGAGGAGCAGGAUUCCAAAUAACUUAAUUCCUGCUUUUUUUUUUUUGGUAGUUUGCAGCUGCCAGUAGUGGCGAAAAUCCUGGCCCCUGUGCUGGAUCCUGUGGUAGGUCUCACAGAGCAUUUUAUUUUUCCUCUGCUAGCAGCCCCACAUCACCCGAAGAGGUUCCAAAAAGCAGUAAGCAAAUUCAGUUGAUCGGAGGCCUCUGCCUCUGCAAUGCUCUCUUCAGGGGAAUCUGGUGUCUCUUGUGCAUCUAUGCUUUAUUGUCGUCGUUGUUGUUGUUUAGUCGUGUCCGACUCACAGUGACCCCAUGGACCAGAGCACGCCAGGCACUCCUGUCUUCCACUGCCUCCCUCAUGCUGGUAGCUUUGAGAACACUAUCCAACCAUCUUGUCCUCUGUUGUCCCCUUCUCCUUGUGCCCCCAAUCUUUCCCAACAUCAGGGUCCUUUCCAGGGAGUCUUCUCUUCUCAUGAGGCGGCCAAAGUAUUGGAGUCUCAGCUUCAGGAUCUGUCCUUCCAGUGAGCACUCAGGGCUGAUUUCCUUAAGAAUGGAUCGGUUUGAUCUUCUUGUAGUUCAAGAGUCUCCUCCAGCACCAGAAUUCAAAAGCAUCAAUUUUUCAAUUUAUUUUGAAGAAGUUUGUUAAGUUGUGGGUGAACAUAUCAGAUGACACGGUGAUUCUUCAAACAGCUCUUGCUUAUUCACAGGCCAGAACAGAACUGAACUGAAGGGUUCAGCCAGCCUGCUUAUAUAGAGCUCCACUAGAACGCAACAGUAACCAUUUUCUGUAACUAUCCAAUCACUGAAUGUCACUUUCGAUCCCUUAUUUGCAUAUGUGGACCUGAACUAUCUACAGUAUCCCCGGCUGGCCCAGGGUGAGAACUUCAGUACAUAACAAAGUUUACUCACAUUUCAGUUCACGAUUUGAUCCCUGAAAGGCAGGCUUUAGCUAGUAGUUACAUAACAAUCUGUGAGUUCGUCUCACAUGGAGCUUGAACUCAUGUGCUGCUGACUGAGAGCCAGCAGACAGCAAAAUUACAUUCAGAGAACAAAAUGGCCGCAGUAGAGCAGCACUGCAGUAAGAGAUCAGCAAGCAAGAGAGCAGGUGAAUGUGUGUGAGAGAGAAAGCUUAAGAUGGCUGCGUGACUCGGCUCUUUUAUGGAGUCAGCCAGGGCUGUGCCCAUCUCCCAGGUCACAUGCAGAGGGAGGACACUCCAGACCAGUGGAACAGGAAGUUUGACUGGCUGGACGGUCAUCCCCUGUAUGUCCACUCUAGCAAUACAGGUAAUGUUGUACUUGACUGCUCCAGUGGAUCACAUCCCACAUCUAGGAUGUCCCCAAAAGAGUGGGGCAUGAAGGCACCUGCUUGAUCUCAAGUGGCAGGGAGUUCCAAGUUUCUGACCCACUGGACCUUCUCUUUUUCUGCAGGUUUGUGGCCAAGCCCCGAAGAUGAUCAUAGAGCUGAACAUCGUCCUUGGCCUCCAACUUCGUAAGCGCUAAUGGGGUGCACCGCUGGUUUACUUAAAAGACUCACAAGUCGCUUUGAUAUUUUAAGAAAAUCGCAAAGUAGUACGCAAAAGAAUAGAAUUUCUAAAUGGGCACAAUAAGAUGAUAUUUAGCCAGAAAACUGUACGCCUUCACAGUAACCCAGUGAUGGCCAGACUUGGCCACUGUGGUAACCAAUAACGUAGCUGAACUCUGCUCUGAAAAUGAACGCAAAUGGGUUUUGGCUGACGCAGAGGACACAAAACGGCAUUAGGAAUGAGGUCACCAGGGAGGAGGCUAAAGCUGAUGGUCUGAGGGUCAAAAAUGAAGUCUAGUGUUAAAUAGGUCUUUGGUUCCCAGUCCUGUGAUUCUCCUUUUUUUUGCUUUUGAAGUAGAGGUUUUGAGAGGAAAAAGUUUCAUUUGGAUUUUUGGGGGUGGGGUGAAAGUCCCUAUUCUUCAGAACUCCCUGCCUAUCAAUACCUUGGCUGGUACUUUUUUCAACACCCACUAAAGCCAUUUUUCGCUAGGCAAGCCUACUAUGCAUUUGCUUUUUCAAACUGCUGAUUUUUUGCUUAUAUUUUUACAGGUUUUUUAAAAAAUGCAUUGUUUUUAAAGCUAUUGUUAAUGGAUAUUGCACACCGUUCUAUGUAAAUGGUUAAGAGUUUUUUCCAUUAAAGCAAAGCGUUAUAUCGUUCUUGCAAAAUAAAUAACAGAAUAUGACCCCGGCCCUGCCCACAUUCCACAUGUAAAACAAUAGGAUCACAUUCGCAACCAGAGGUGCCACUGUAUUAGAUAUUUGUUAAAUGGUACAAGUCAUAAAAUGAAUGGGUAUUGGGGAAACAUUGAUAAGGGGGCAAGGUGAAAUUAAGGGAUGCAGUUAGUCUUAAUGUAAAAGAGUUGUGAGAAUCUGAGAAUCAAAAUGUAAUUUAGCGUAUUUAAAAUUUCGAGGGCAUACGUUGCCUAUUUACAGGAGGCUCAUUUAAUGGAACAGGAUAAAUCUUUAUGAAUGAAAGAUUGGGGCGGGGGUAACAGGUAUACGUCACGGAUACUUUGACGAAUGCUAAAGGUGUGGCCAUUUGGUUCAAAAAGCAUUUUUCUUAUGUACUUCUAGCCGAGAGGUUGGUUCCACCUCUCGCCCCCCCCCUUAGUCUCAGUGCUGUCCCUUGCAGAACUCAGCGGGGGGCAAGAUGGAGACCAGACCGCGUUGCCUCUGCCUGACAUUGGCUCUCUGGCGCCACCUACUGCCUGACUCCCGGCCUCCUGCCCCAUCAGUCGCAAGAGCUGCCAGCCAUCCCUGCUUGGGCUACUGUUCUGCUGUGCUUUGUGGUCCAGCUUUGGAAAACUCCCGAUCUUUCUCCCCCAGAGCCAACGCCGUUCUUCACAGGCUGCCAGUACAUCUGCACAAGGCCCUAUCCGCCUCAACUCACCUCCGGCUACUUGGAUUUCCCUUUUGUGGUGAGUGGAUUCAUCUUCUAGGAUGCUUGUUACAGGCUCAGAGGGGGUCAGUCUGAAUAAUGGAUGCAGGGAGGGAGGGCUAGAAUUAGGGCCGGGCGAUAUUUCAAGAUUGUGAUAUAUCACCAGCUAAACAUUGCAAUAUACUGAUAAAUCACUAUGCCUGAAAUAAGGAUCAGGCUAUGUACAGGCAUACGUGGGUGGCGCUGUGGGUUAAACCACAGAGCCUAGGACUUGCCGAUCGGAAGGUCGGCGGUUUGAAUCCCUGCAACGGGGUGAGCUCCCGUUGCUCGGUCCCUGCUCCUGCCAACCUAGCAGUUCGAAAGCACGUCAAAGUGCAAGUAGAUAAAUAGGUACCACUCCGGCGGGAAGGUAAAUGGUGUUUCCGUGCGCUGCUCUGGUUCGCCAAAAGCGGCUUAGUCAUGCUGGCCACAUGACCCGGAAGCUGUAUGCUGGCUCCCUCGGCCAAUAAAGCGAGAUGAGCGCUGCAACCCCAGAGUCGGCCACGACUGGACUGCAGCGAACGGAAACGGAGGAUUCGAACCGCCGACCUUCGGAACCGUCACGGGGAUUUGAACCGCCGACCUUCGGAUCGGCAAGUUUGCAAGGAGAGAUUCCCUUGAUUAGACGCUGGCCGGUGAAGGGACUGACCCAUAGCUUUCAACUUUCCCCCUUUCUUGCGAGGAAUCCUAUUCGGAAUAAGGGAAUUUCCCUUAAAAAAAGGGAAACGUUGAUAGCUAUGGACUGACUAGUCCACCAGGGGGCUGCAACACUUGCCCUAUCCCGGGUGCCAGCAACCCAUGCUAUGCCCCGGCCACAAGGGUUAUCUAGUUCAACCGGCUGCAGCGCAGGAGUCUCAGCUUGCUGCUCUCUGGGCUGGCAGUUCCUUUAGCAGUUGGCGCUCUGACCUUCCCACCUGCUUUCUGAAUGGCCGCUGGACCUGCCUUGAGUCCAUCACCACAGGAGCGAGAGCAGACUCAGCUGACGCCUGCAGUUGAGGAUCCAGCACAGGUGAGGACCCUUCAGGCUCAUGCUCCAUCCCCGGCUCAUCUGAUUGUGGAGGUGGGGAAUCCUGUGCAGGCUGGGAUCCCUCAGGUUCAGCCUCCGAGUCCGAAUCCGAAUCCCAGGCCAUCACAGCGACUGCAGUUGGGUCCCACUGAAUUUCCCCCCUCUUGUUCUCCUUGCAGCCUCAAAUGUCCUGCGGAGGAGCUGUGGUUCCCUGGCCCAACUAUCCCAUCUACUACCCGCCAGCCACCCUCGUCCCUGACGGACACAUCUGUUAUUUUUUGAACGAAGCUGACACAGGCCACAUCUUUUCAACUUUGAGGGCAAGAGGAUUGUUCAACCUUGAGCUCACCGUGGUGAGUUCUGCACAGUGAGGGCCCUUUCCCUGGGCAAUUGACAACAAGCUGGAGGCAGUGGUCACCAAUUUUUUUUGGGGGGAGCACUGCCCCCUUGUUUCCAUAAGCUCACCCCCAGUGCCCCCUAACUUUACCCUAUUAAAAAAAAGCAUCAUUCAGAGCAGCGGUUUGUACAACCUGCCCAGGAAGAGAAUAACACAAUAAAAUCCAAACCAGUAACAAUUAAUUGCACAUUUAUCCACAAUCCAAUUUAUUUGUUCGUUUAGCUUAAUUAAUGCAGCUGAGGUGAUCAACUUGAUCCAGGGCUACCAGCUUUUCAAAGUCUGGAAGUCAUUGACACCUCCAGUGCCCUUUUGCCCCUUUGCCUCUUAGUGCCCCCCCAAGAUGAUUCUACCACCUUUAGGAAGCAGUGAAUCAGAGGGUCAACACCAGAGAUAUUUUUGCCCCGCUCAGUGAAAUAUGAAGCCUGUGCAAAGAUGGCAGCUUGAUCUGAUUCAGCUGAAGCCCUGGGAUUCAGAGCUUCAGGGGCCAGUUUGUUCAUCUGGGCAAUUAAUAUUCUGCUUCAUACUGCUUAAAGUAAGGAUAGUAGGAAAGGCUAUAUUGAUUAAGUAUUAUACUUCCUUCCCUUCAAUAUAGCAGGAAGUUACUUUGCAGAUUUGUUUGAAUCUCUUUAGUUAAGUGAAAUAUACUUGGAGUCAAGAGUGGAUUUCAUGCUCUUUAUUCAUCUCAUAGUGGUGAGGAGGAAUGGAAUGAAUGUCUGCUUUAUAUACAUUAUUUACACAAUGGGCCCCACGUGAUUGGCUAAUUUUGGGAUUCUCCUAUAGGCCAAUCAGGUUGCAGAUUCACUUCCACCUGGAGCUGGAUUGGGUGGCUCCUGUGAACCAAUCAGACUGCUGCAUUCUGAAUCCUAUUGUUCUAGGACCAAUCAGACUGCUGCAUUUUGGAUCCUAUUCAGCUCAGUACAUAACAUUAAGUAAUCCAAUUUGGCUUGCCCAGAGGGAUUAUUCCUGGUGUCACACUUCUUCAGAUACACUGAAACAGAAGUCACCAGACCCUUAUAUAUAGUGGGAGGGUGGGGGUUUUAUCAGAAGGGUAGUGGGAGAUGGGUGAUUGACUCAAUGGGUAUGGUAAACCUGUUGAUGACUGUUAACAACUGCAAUUAGUCCUACUGGAAAAAGCAAGGGAUAGUAUGCAGAUGACCCCACCCUCCCACUAUAUAUAAGCGUCUGGUGACUUCUGUUUCAGUGUAUCUGAAGAAGUGUGCAUGCACGUGAAAGCUUAUUCCCAGAAAAAACUUAGUUGGUCUCUAAGGUGCUACUGUAGAAUUUUUAAAUUUAUUUUGAAGAUGUUUACUCACAUUUCAGUUCACGAUGUGAUCCCUGAAAGGCAGGCUUUGGCUAGUACAGUCAUACCUCGGGUUGAAAUAGCUUUUGGAUAAGUAUUUUCGGGUUGUGCGCUACGGCGACCCAGAAAUAACGGAGCGCGUUACUUCCGGGUUUCGCCGCUCGCGCAUGCGCAGACUGUCAAAAUUACAUUGUGUGCAUGUGCAGAAGCGGCGAAUGGUGACCCACGUGCGCGCAGAUGCACGGACGCAGGUUGCGUUCGCUUCUGGAUGCGUACGGGGCUCCAGAACGGAUCCCGUUCGCAUCCAGAGUUACCACUGUAGUUACAUAAGAAUCUGUGAGUUCGUCUCACAUGGAGAUUGAGCUCAUGUGCUGCUGGCUAAGAGCCAGCAGACAGCAAAAUUACAUUCAGAGAACAAAAUGGCCGCAGUAGAGCAGCACUGCAGUAAGAGAUCAGCAAGCGAGAGAGCAGGUGAAUGUGUGAGAGAGAGAAAGCUUAAGAUGGCUGCGUGAUUCGGCUCUUUUAUGGAGUCAGCCAGGGCUGUGCCCAUCUCCCAGGUCACACGCAGAGGGAGGACGCUCCAGACCAGUGGAACAGGAAGCUUGACUGGCUGGGGUAACAUCCCCCUGUCUGUGUCCACUCUAGGGAUUGUUUAAUUUGACUGCUCCAAUGGAUUACUUCCCACACAAACAUUCUCCGUUUUUCACAUCUGGAUCUCAAAGCAGAUGUUAUUUUUUAAAAAAUGGGGGAAUAUACAGAAAGGAACAACUACAAUUAAAACCCCACAUUUUAAAAACCCCAGAACAAUUAGCCACGAUCCCCUUAGGGCAGUUCUACACUUGCCAUUGAUAACGUUAAAAAUGUGUUAUUAAAAUGUGACACCAGAGGGUGCUGCAGAGCAGAGAGCCACCGACAAUGGGAAACUGCCAUUCAGCGUUCUAAACGUUAUUAAAAAAUAACGUUCUGUAAGAUCAAUGUAGAUCCAGCCCCUGCCAUAAAUAUAAGGGUAGUAUCCGGUGCCAUUUGCAACAGGACACCCGUUUCUUCUUCUCCUCUCUGUGGCUUUGCACAACCUCAAGCCUCAGUUUAAGUAUCCAGGGAGACAUCCUUUCAGACAGCGUGUCUCCUUUCCCCCCCAAUUUUUUUUAUUGAUUUUCCAAAUUUAUAACAAACAUAAACAGAAAAGAAAAAAAUACAUAUAAAAAACCAAACAAACAGACAAACAUUCAUCCUAACUAUUAUACUCCCACUUUUAUUACCAUUGUUAGUUGACUUCUUCAAAUCCCUCUAGCUGAUUUUCCAUAUAUUUCAUUACAGCAGUUUUCCAAUACUAAUUUCCAAUAAGAUUAACUUAAUCAAUUAACAUCUUUCUUUCUUAUCAUAUUCUAUCCAUAGUGUCAUAUUCUAUCCAUCAUAUUCUAUCCAUAGUGUCAUACAAUUUAAAACAUUUAACUCCCAAGCCAAUUUGGUACUCACAAAUAUUACUACUUAUAUUAUCUUAGAAUAUUUUACUAAAUAAUCCUUAAACUUCUUUUAAUUUAAGAAAUCUCCUGGUUGACUCUUUGAACAGAGCCCAGCAUUGGGGGGGGGGGGGGAGACCAUGGCAGAACAUUAUAAUCAAGAUGUAUUUUCUUUCCACAGUCGACUGUGACCACCACUUUAAUCAUGAGCCACAUCCCUGAGGUACGUGAUUCUCCUUGGCUGUGUGUCAGGGGACGGGGAGAUUUUCAGAGAUUUGUUCAUGGGCCAGCAGGGUGGAUAAAUGGCUUCUUGACUCCCCUGCGUGUGAGCGACGGACACAUUUUGGGAGCGAUAUCGACCACUUUGGAAACACCCCUCAACAAGUUCAGGACAACGAUACCCUUUUCCUCUCCCCAGGGGAAGCUCUGGAAACCAGCCUUGCAAGUUUGCAGCUUGGUUCAGCUGAUGCUGCGCAGCGGGAACCGAUUGGCUAGCGCUUGUGUUGUCGCCAGCACAUCUCUCCGCUCUGUCUAUGGAGCAGUUUUGCAGCUGUUUUCAGGGGCUUCAAUGGGGACAGGAAGGACUGCCAGCUGAAUCAGGAUUUGCUGGUCUGUCACACAAACUGUGAAGCCAGCUCCGACUGAAAGUGAAGAAUCCUCUGGGCUGGCUUUUUCAAAAGCAUUUUAUUGUUUUCCCACGUAAGAGAAACACAAUUUAAAAUACGAUAAACAGCAGCAGCUUAUAGCUGGAAUCGCUGCUUAGAACAAGUUUGUGAUGCAUAUUGAAAUCUCUCCGAUAAGUCUCUCCAGAUGUUUCUGUGGGUCUGGGGAGGUUGUCUCGGUUGAUUGUCCCAUCUCAUAUGGUGAGAUAUUGCCUCUGGCCUCCCUGAGCUGGCAGGUCAGUUUCUCGACCAGAGCAACAGGGCCACACCUGAGCAUGCCACGAAUCUUAUCGACAGGCCUGCUGCAGAAAACCAAUGUUUAGCAAUUUCUAAACAAAAACGCCAGCAUCUCCUGGUGAGAUAAGUUGAUUUCAUAGAAUUAUAGAGUGGUGGAGUUAGAAGGGACACCCAGGGUCAUUGUAUAUUAUUGAAAUUGUAUAUUAUGUCCUACAUCUUGCGCCCAUUUAAUCAGUACUGAUUUUACUUCUUCAUCUUUGGUCUCCCAUUCCAAAAGGAUAUUAUAUGCCUUUUAAAAAUAAUUUUGUGUUUUCUUCUAUCACUUUAUCAAAUUAGAGCAAAUUAUAUAGCCAAGGUAGCCACCAACUGUAAAGGAGAUGAAUUUAUUUGACCCUAUCUACAUCAAGCUAUAUUCUAUCUUUAUCACCAAACUCCGAAUAUAAUUGCACAUUGUAUUAAUUAACAUUAUUUUUAAUAUAUUAGUGGCCAUGUGAUAAUCUUAGCUUACAAAUUUUAUUGUUUAAUGUCUUAAUUUGUAUAGUAAGGUACUUUUAUAGCUCUGUAUAGAGUAGGUAAUGUCUUGAUAAUAUAAAUGUUUUAAGUAUCAAUUCAGUAUAUUUUCUUUUAAUUGUUGAAUGAUUCUGUGUACAUUGCGGCAGCCUUUGGCUAUGUGCAAUAAAACUGACUGACUGACUGACUGACAGCUCCUUAAAUACCAAAUUGGUCUUCCCUCUAAAAGAUAACUUCCAUAACACCUUACGUUAAAAACCUGACAGUACCAAAUGAUCGAAGGUUAUUCUCCAAAGCCAGACUAAACGUCUUUCCUUCUGCAGUGUUGGAUGGCAGGUUGAGAGGAGUUCGAUUCUAUAAAACAUAUUUUGCUGCACUGUGCAAAAUAUGAGCAAGCCAGGGCUGAAUUGAUAUUACCCUUGCUGGUACCUUUCCCGGGAAAAUCAGAGGCUCGCUAUGUCAGGUUCCUAUUGGAAGACCGGACAAAUGCUAGAACAUUCGCCGUGGCAAAGUUUUUAUUGGUGGUUGCAAGAACCAAUGAUCCCUAUCUUUAAGUUGGAACAAAAUGCUUGUUUAACCUGGUGGUAGGCUGUCUGAAUUGUGCUUUGCUUUGUAACGAUUUGUUGGGUCUCUGGACCGUAAUAAAGAUUGAAUGAUUGAUAACUUCCACCCCACUGGUGACGUGCGCCAGAGCCAGGAUAGAUGAUCCUGAGAGAUCACAUCUACCCUCUUCUCCCACAGAUUGACUGUCCAGCGGAUCUUUCUUCUUUGCUGAAGUUCUCGUGCACAAGCAUCACCAUCCAGUUUACUGCUAACGCUGUCAUUCUUGAUGCUGUCCUGCUUAUCAAUAUUGGCUAUUUCCAGUCAGAGUUUGUUCGCCUCCUUCAACUCACAGCGGUAAGUCUAAACACCGGGCAAAUUACCCUUCAGGAGCCCAGAAUCAGGGGUGGAAUUUUCUGAAAACCUCAAUGAAGAUUUUAUCUACACCUAUUUCCCUCCCCAAUUCUUGUUUUGCUCCUUGGUCUCAACAAGAAGUGCGUCUCCCCCGAUCUCCCCACCCUGCUGUACUGAAAAGAUGAACUAUUAGGAACACAUGCUCUCUAGGUUCCUAAAAGCAACCAGCACGCAGCUAUAAAUGAAAGGCAAUAAAUUGGUGAAAGACGAGCCACUCCUCUGUGCAACCUGAGCUUCGCGUUUAAUUUUGCACAUGCUUAUUUCAGUUUAAAAGAAACGUGCAGUGUCUUAGCGCCAGUGGCUGUUUGAUACAAGACUCCAUCUGAUGUGAGCAAAACUGGAUGUAAUCGGAGCUGUCUAAGUCUCUUAAAAAACGGAUUGCUCUUUUUUUUUUUUUUAAAAAAAAUAUUUUUUAUUUGGAAUUUUAACAAUUAAUCAAAAAUACAUCAUCUUCAUCCCCCCAUUUUCCCCUCCCCCCUCCCCUAGAAAGAACCUCCCCCAGCCCACCCCCAGACUUCCCUCAGCUCCUCUCUCUGCUUUCUCAGCACAUAUUAUUCUCUGCAUGUUAUCGAGUUGUAAAGAUCCUCAAUUUAUCUAUCAGUAUAUUACUGAUAAAGAGUUUGUGAAUGUUUAUUCCGAACCUGCCAAGGAGUCCAGUUCAUUUUGUUGUUUCUUUAAGUACUUCGUAAAAGGUUCCCAUUCUUCUUUAAAGUCACAGUUGUCCUUCUCACGUAGUUUGUGUGUCAAUUUUGCAAAUUCCACACAAUCCACCAGUUUCUCUUGCCACUGUUCUUUAGUCUGGAUUUCCUCAUUCUUCCAUCCUAAAAACCCCCGGAUUGCUCUCCCCUGGCCAACGGUUCGACUCUGAUGCCCUUUGCAUCCCAAUUUCAGAGAGUGAGAAUAAUUCUCCACCCGGCCAUUGACUGCCAAAGAGGACUGCUGGUGUUGUCGGUGGUUGUAAUAAGGUAAUGCAUGCAAGGACCCGUCCCCUGGUUUGGAUUAGAUCCCUUGGGACCGUGGAUGGAGGCCCUCGUGGGCAGCUGUGGUGGGCUUGGGGCAGAGAGCAUUGUUUGUGGGCACCUGUGACGCUUCUUCCUCCCUGCACACAACUCACACUUCCUGCCACCCGACUUUUCCUGGCUCUGGAAAGGUCUCCAGAUCAAUACGUGUUGAAGAGGCCUGUCUCAGAAAGCAGGGAUGCAGGGCUGAGGCUGUGAAUGCAAGGAAGGUAAGAGGCCCUAUAGAUUGAAAGUUGCAAAGAGACCUGGGGCUGGCUUGGGAUUGAAAGUUGGGGAAUGGAUGGGGAGGGGAUGGGUGGCUCUGCCUCGCAUCACAGCGGCUCAUUCCUCUCUCCCCAGCGACCUCCAGAUUACAGCUGCUUGCAGCGGAAGCUCUUGCACAGUUGAUGUAAGUAUCAGGUGAUUUAAUGGGGGCAGUGAGGCUUAUGGAUGGAGCUGACCUUUUUUGACUUCCAUCAAUCACAUAUGAAAAUUUUCCAAAUCUGUUUACUUGGUUGACAUUUCUUAUUUUCAUUAUUACAUUUAAAUCUCAUAACUAAUGUCUCUCUUCUUACUCCUCUUUGCAAUAUUUCAUAUAUUCCUCCGUACAAAACUUCUAGUAGUCCUACUAGCGUAAUUUGUUGAUUACAGUUGCUCUUCAAAUAGUUCGUAUUCUUCUUCCAAUCUCUGAUCCCGCCGGUUUCGAAUCCUUCCUGUCAUUUUAUCCAAUUCUGCAUAGUCCAUUAAUUUUGUCUGCCAUUCUUCUUUCAUUGGUAUUCUUGCUUCCAUUUCUGAGCCAACAAUACUCUUGCCUCGACCGCACAGAUUUUAAACCGAUUGACACAUCUCUUCCCUCUCUCUAGGGAAUUGUGGGCCCUGUGGUUUUGAGGGUGGCAGGGACCUCUAGCAGAGACCCCCCAGCCUUGACACCCAACUAUAAUUCCCAUGAUUCCUCGAGGGGAAGCCAUGACAGAGUGGAACUGGUGCUGAAGCGAUGCUGGUUGCCCGCCUUGCAUCUUGCAGUUUCUGGGCUCGAUGGUUCUCCCCCUGCUAUCUGGUCUUCCUUGGGGUCUUCACGCCUCUAAAAUUACUAGCAUUUGCCAAAGCCCUCCAACUCUCGAUCUGUGCCAUUCAGGGUUCUGACCAGUAUACCUGAAGGAGCGUCUCCACCCCCAUCGUUCUGCCUGGACACUGAGGUCCAGCGCUGAGGGCCUUCUGGCGGUUCCCUCCCUGCGAGAAGCAAAGCUACAGGGAACCAGGCAGAGGGCCUUCUCGGUGGUGGCACCUGCCCUGUGGAACGCCCUGCCAUCAGAUGUCAAAGAGAUAUACAACUACCUGACAUUUAGAAAACAUCUGAAGGCAGUCCUGUUUAGGGAAGUUUUUAAUGUGUGACAUUGUAAUGUUUCUUAAUCUUUGUUGGAAGCCGCACAGAGUGGCUGGGGAAACCCAGACAGAUGGGCGGGGUACAAAUAAUAUAUUAUUAUUAUUAUUAUUAUUAUUAUUAUUAUUAUCCAACACACCCUGAUAGAAGUGCUACUUACCUACCUUUCCCCCAGUCUCCUUCCAGUUGCUUUGAAAGGGACCCCAAAGCAAGUGCAAAGGCAGGAAAUGUGCGAUGCCUCAGAAGGUGGCCCCAUUCUCCUUCAUUUGGAGGCUGCAUGGCCAUGCGUCAUGGAUUCUUUAGACGUGGUUCCUGCACUGCAGCGGGUUGGACUACGUGACCCUCGGGGACCCCUUCGAAGUCCACAGCUCCAUGAUUCCCAUCUGCCUCUCUCUUGACGCGUGGAGGGUUUUCUUUUCGCAGGGCUCCGUGAUAGAGGAACUGUUUCCGAUAAGGACACACUGCCAGGACUUAUUCAACGGUGAGUGUUGCUCAGGGGCGCGUUUUGCUGACACGGCUGGUGAGAUUUGCACUGGCUCAAGCAUCUCCUUCCGACUUCGCCACAGCGAAAUCUAGGGGAUGGUCGCUUUAAAGGUUCCAGCAUUCGGGGACCCUUGACAUGAAUGUCAGCGGCCCCCCAAUCCUCACUUGCCCCCCAAUGGAAAACCUUGGGAGACUGGCAACUUCCGUGUGGGUAAAAAAAUAAAUAAAAAGCGUGGCAGAAAAAAUAACUGAAAUAUUAUGUGUUGCCAAAGGCUUGGAAGACUCUGAGAAACCCAAGCUGCUUGGUGGGACUUUAUCUGCAUCAAAUGAGGCCGGACUUCCUCUCUGCAGUAUAUAGUGGAGAGAAGAAUUGGGUGCACUCUUCCCACCUUGGAUCAAAUCUACACUUCCAGGUGCUAUAAGAAAGCUGCAGAGAUAGCGCAGGAUAGUGCGCACCCCGGAAAUGAUCUCUUUCAGCUUCUGCCUUCUGGAAGAAGGUCCAGGGUUAUAAAGACUAGGACUAGCCGCCUGAGAAACAGUUUCUACACAAAUGCAAUUCUGAUUCUAAACACAGCAUAAGGGGUCUCUAUACUAUAUUGUAUUUUAAAAUGGGGUUUCAGAGUUUUUAGGGGUUUUUGAAUGUCUUGUAGUUUGUCAGUUUCAUUGUUCUGUAUGGGACAAUGACAAUAAAUAUAUUGUAUCGUAUCGUAUCGUAAGUGCUCCAAGGCGAAAAUGCCAGAGGUAUCAGUCUUUGGCUCUUGCGAUGUGGGCACAGCCAUAACUGCAUGAUCAUUUUUUUAUUCCCCGUCUUCUCCUGCAGAGAGCCUGAAAGGCGGAAUCCCCUGGCCUUUCCCCAUAAACUGUGCCUGUUCCUCCUGCCGUGACGUCAUCGUUGUCCCGGUGAGAAGAGAGACUUUAAACUGUAUGCCAGUGUUGGGUGGGAGUGCCUAAAUCUGUGUUUGGGGAGAGAAUGGGGGACGUAAGAAAUGGGGGAAUUGGGAAAUAAUGCGGGGGGGCGGGCACUGUGUUCCAUAAUCCCUCUUAUGUAUUCGUAAGAACUUGAUCAUUUAGUGUGGCAGCAGCUACCCUUUGGAACUCCCUGCAUCUUGAUGUUGAGCUUAGAAACGCUUGUGUGAAUUUUAUUCUGUUCUGGUAUUUUAACUCCAGCUCUGGAGGCAGAUCAGAGCCAUUCUGGCUAGUAGCCAUGAGAACGGGGGGAGUCUGGGGUGAGGAAGGUCUUCCUUUUGGCUAUAGCUUGACUUCCACCAAGGAUCUCUUUAGCUGCCCCUGGCAGGCUCCCUCUGCAACCCAUCCCGCUUUUCACUUCCCAUAGUAAAGUUUCAUUUCAUUUAUCUCCCUCCUACUGUCUCCCGAGGGAUGCGGGUGGCGCUGUGGGUUAAACCACAGAGCCUAGGACUUGCUGAUCAGAAAUCCCCAUGAUGGGGUGAGCUCCCGUUGCUCGUUCCCUGCUCCUGCCAACCUAGCAGUUCGAAAGCACACCAGCACAAGUAGAUCAAUAGGUACCUCUCCGGUAAGGUAAACGGCGUUUCCGUGCGCUGCUCUGGUUCGUCAGGAUUUAUUGUUGGCCAGGAUUUCUUCCAUUGCUACCUCCCCCCCCAUGCCCCCGUUCAUUCCUAAAGGGCCUGUGCAGGAGAACUUCCCAAAGGAAUUGUUCCCCGAGUUUAUUAUUUCAUAAAAGUUACACACCCCCUUUGAUUGGGAAAAACCUCGAGGGGCCUUGCAAUAAAGAGAAAAGAAAAUGUGUACAAGGUAUUUGUAACAAUGCAAGAAAUAUAAUUGUACAAGGAAAAUGUAUACGGAGAGUUUAAUUACUGAAACAGACUAAAAGUCCCGUCAACUUUCUAAGCACCUGGACGGGCUUGUCUAAACAAGAAUGUUUUUAGCAGGUGCCAAAAUGUGUACUGCAAAGGUGCCACUUUGAUGUCCAUAGGCAGGGAGUUCCAAAGUGUGGAUGCUGCCACACUAAAUGAUGGAGUUCUUACAAAGGCGACACGGGUGUUAACGUAAUGCAGUGGCCCCAAUUCCCCUUCCCCGGAGUGCAUGUGUCCACUGUUUGGCUUUUCUGCCUCAGGUGCCAGAAUUUACAGGGGCCUGAGUUGAAGAGGGUGGAAUCCAGUGGCGAAAUGGGAGGUUCAUCAUUCUCACCCAAUCUCUCCUGGCCCUUUUUUUUAAAACAGAAAUUUGCCAUGUGGUGCUGCAACCUGAACUACCUGCCCUGAUAACCUCGGGUGGCUGGAGAAGACCCUUCGACGGAAGCCAGAGCGGUCCCUUUGCUUCGCUCAGAAGGGGGAAAGGGGGAGAAACCGGGGUGGUUGAUUUCUCUAUGUUCUCUGUAGUGGGAUGGGGUCAAUCAUGCACAGGGGUGUAUCUUCAAUUGUGCGCAUCUUUAGAUCUUGCAAUCAGGGCUUUUUUCAGCUGGAACUCACUUGGGUGCCAUUCUAAGAGAGCAAGGGAGGCGUUUGUGGUGAAUUCUGGCACCUAUUUUUCUAGAAAAAUAGCAGUGCUUAUUCUGCUGAAGGGCAGUUUUCAG
Podarcis lilfordi (Lilford's wall lizard) is the source of this 17405-nucleotide messenger RNA. Lineage: Eukaryota; Metazoa; Chordata; Lepidosauria; Squamata; Lacertidae. The record is from the annotation of a GenBank genome assembly.